Messenger RNA from Suillus subalutaceus, 333 nucleotides. RefSeq lists its product as uncharacterized. Lineage: Eukaryota; Fungi; Basidiomycota; Agaricomycetes; Boletales; Suillaceae. The transcript is spliced from 4 exons. Bases 1 to 333 code for a protein of 110 amino acids. The record is from RefSeq and is a predicted model, not a curated record.
AUGGCAAGCGCAUCCCCACGUUCCAGUCCCCUACCUGCUAAUACCGACCUCCCAACCAACGAGAAUGCAGUCGAUGCGAAUGCAGUGACCGAGGAACCUGCCGUGUCCAUCGAGGUCGGCCUUCAUAAGAAUAUGUCAAGCACCCUGGAGCAGAUCCGAGAUGAAAUCAUGCCGAAUAACACGAGCGAGGAGCAUGUGGUGUGCGUUAAGGGAAACCUGGCCAGGAAUAAGUCAGACACCCUGGAGCAGACCCCGGAAAAUGGGAUCAAGCCGAAUAGCGCAAAUAAAAAUCCUGCGGUCUCCAUCGAAGGAAGCCUUGCUAAGAAAAUGUGA